Messenger RNA from Gracilinanus agilis (Agile Gracile Mouse Opossum), 2103 nucleotides. RefSeq names its product matrix metallopeptidase 15 (gene MMP15). The transcript is spliced from 10 exons. Gene Ontology annotation, cellular component: extracellular matrix. Bases 1 to 2049 code for a protein of 682 amino acids. NCBI's taxonomy places the organism in Eukaryota, Metazoa, Chordata, Mammalia, Didelphimorphia, Didelphidae. Gene Ontology annotation, biological process: extracellular matrix organization; proteolysis; collagen catabolic process. The record is from RefSeq and is a predicted model, not a curated record. Gene Ontology annotation, molecular function: zinc ion binding; metalloendopeptidase activity.
AUGAGCGGUGGCGGCGGGGCCGGGCGGGGCGAGCCCCGGAGACCGGGCUGGGCCGGGACCCUCCUGGGCACCGGGGAGCUGCUGCUGCUGCUGUUCGUGUGGCUGGGCCCCCUGGGCUGCAGCGGGGUGGCCGGAGACAGCGAAGUCAACGCCGAGAACUGGCUGCGUUUCUACGGCUACCUCCCCCAGCCCAGCCGCCAGAUGUCCACCAUGAGGUCAGCUCAGAUCCUGGCGUCUGCCAUCUCCGAGAUGCAGCGCUUCUAUGGGAUCACGGUCACCGGCGUGCUGGACGAGGAGACCAAAGCGUGGAUGAAGCGGCCUCGAUGUGGGGUGCCGGACCAGUUUGGGGUACGGGUAAAAGCCAACAUGAGGCGGAAACGUUACGCUCUCACCGGGAGGAAGUGGAACAGCCAUCACCUGACCUUCAGCAUCCAGAACUACACAGAGAAGCUGGGCUGGUACCACUCCUUUGAGGCGGUACGGCUGGCCUUCCGAGUGUGGGAGCAGGCCACUCCCCUGGUCUUCCAGGAGAUCCCCUAUGAGGAUAUCCGGCUACGGCGGCAGAAGGAGGCCGACAUCAUGGUGCUCUUUGCCUCUGGUUUCCACGGUGACAGCUCCCCCUUCGAUGGGGUGGGAGGCUUUCUGGCCCAUGCCUACUUCCCCGGGCCGGGCAUGGGAGGAGACACCCAUUUUGAUGCCGAUGAACCCUGGACCUUCUCCAACACAGACCUACACGGAAACAACCUCUUCCUGGUGGCUGUGCAUGAGCUGGGCCAUGCCCUGGGGCUGGAGCACUCCAACAACCCCAGUGCCAUCAUGGCACCCUUCUACCAAUGGAUGGACACGGACAACUUUCAGCUGCCUGAAGAUGACCUCCGGGGCAUCCAGCAGCUCUAUGGUACCCCAGAUGGCCAACCUCAGCCCACCAGGCCCCUUCCUACAGUGCCCCCUCGACGCCCGGGCCGGCCUGAUCACCGACCGCCCAGACCACCCCCGCCCCAGCCUCCGGGGGGGAAGCCAGACCGACCCUCCAAACCAGGGCCUCCUAGCCAGCCAAGAGCCACUGAGAGGCCAGACCAAUAUGGCCCCAACAUCUGUGACGGGAACUUUGACACCGUAGCCAUGCUGCGAGGGGAGAUGUUCGUAUUCAAGGGCCGCUGGUUCUGGAGGGUCCGGCACAACCGGGUGUUGGACAACUACCCCAUGGCCAUUGGGCACUUCUGGCGGGGACUGCCCAGUGACAUCAGUGCUGCCUACGAGCGCCAGGAUGGACGUUUUGUCUUCUUCAAAGGGGAUCAGUACUGGCUCUUCCGUGAGGCCAACCUGGAGUCCGGUUACCCCCAGCCUCUCACAAGCUAUGGGCUGGGCAUCCCCUAUGACCGCAUCGACACAGCCAUCUGGUGGGAGCCCACGGGGCACACCUUUUUCUUCCAAGAGGACAGGUAUUGGCGCUUUAAUGAGGAUACUCAGCGAGGAGACCCUGGCUACCCUAAGCCCAUCAGCGUCUGGAAAGGAGUGCCAUCUUCUCCCAAAGGGGCCUUCCUAAGCAACGAUGCAGCCUACACCUACUUCUACAAGGGCACCAAAUACUGGAAAUUUGACAACGAGCGGCUACGGAUGGAGCCUGGAUACCCCAAGUCCAUCCUCCGGGACUUCAUGGGCUGCCAAGAGGAGACAGCUGAUCCCGAUUCUGGGCGCCGCUGGCCCGACCUGCAUCGCCCACCCUUCAACCCCAACGGAGGAGGCAGGGAGGAAGAGGAGAGAGAAGAGGACAGGGGCUACCCGAGGAGGCCCGGGGAGGAGGAACAGGAGAACGAGGUGUCAGAGGAUGAAGAGGGAGACUAUGGGGAUGACGGCAAAGGCGGUGGCAACCGUGUGGUGGUGCAGAUUGACGAGUACACACGGACCAUGAAUGUGGUCAUGGUGCUGGUGCCACUGGUGUUGCUGCUUUGUAUUUUGGGUCUCAUCUAUGUCAUCAUCCAAAUGCAGAGGAAGGGAGCCCCAAGGAUGCUGCUGUACUGCAAACGCUCCUUGCAGGAGUGGGUCUGACCUCAGCCCAUCCACCUACCCACCCACUCUUCCAUCUACCCAUCCAUCUACCCA